ACCCGGAGCCUCUCUUUUUUUAAAUCCACCUAAGCCUUUCCGUCUUUUUAAGGAUAGCUAACCUCUACGAUCCAACCUCUCUUUGAAGCUCUUUUCAGACAAUAUCCACCAAAAGUUUAAGGUCAAACCUCCGCCAAGGGUCUCUUAAUGAAUCUUUGCAUGAAAAAGAAAAAAUCUGAAGUGAUGCACCGUUGGUGUCCCUCAUUCUGAAUUCUCACAAGUCUGCAAAACACUUUGAAAUCAUUGCGUGUAAUUGUCGCCGAGCAUCUUCAUCUUGUUAACGUAACAACAGGAGGAGAGCAGGAGUGCUGCAGCAUGGGACUCAGCUGCUUCAAGUCCUGGAAACAUGACAGUACAGGCCACAAAGGUAACAGAGAUGUGUUGGCCAGCCCAGGCUCGUAUUUCUUCCUGUCUAACAGUGCCGGUCAGGGUGACGAGUGGCUGAAGAGCCUCAACAAGGGAGUCUGGAUCCCUUUUACAGGGGUCUUCGGUCAGCGUCUGGAGGAGACGGUGCUGUAUGAGCGACGUUAUGGAGUGCGCUUGGUUCCUCUGGUGGUAGAGCAGUGUGUGACCUUUAUCCGGGAGCGUGGCCUACAUGAGGUGGGCUUGUUUCGCCAGCCGGGACAGACCAGUCUGGUGAAAGAGCUGCAGGAAGCUUUUGAUGCAGGGGAGAGACCGUCUUUCGACAGUAGCACAGACGUCCACACGGUGGCAUCACUGCUGAAGCUCUACCUCAGACAGCUGCCGGAGCCUCUGGUUCCCUACAGCCACUACCAGGACUUCCUGUUGUGUGGAAAGAAACUGACAAGUGACCGCACACAGGGUUUGGGGGAGUUGAGGAAUCUUCUUCAUGAGUUGCCAGUUGCAAACUUCAACCUACUCAACUUUAUCUGCCAGUUUCUGAAUGAGGUCCAGAGUUACUCAGGUAGUAACAAGAUGACUGACCAGAACUUGGCAACUGUGUUUGGGCCAAACAUCCUCCGAGCCAAAACUGAGGACCCACAAAGCAUCAUGGGAGGUGCAGCAUUGGUCCAUGUGCUGAUGUUGGAGCUGAUCAGAGAGCACGAGUCGCUGUUUUCCAAAGUUUCCCCACCCGUCUCCAGCCGUCCACCUGGUGGUUUGCAUGCAUCACCAAGUGCUCUGAGGCAGCCUCAUCUUCACCCGCCGCCCUGCCUUCGCCAGCUGUCUAUGCCUCUCAUUGUGGAGCGCUCCAGAGAGCCGGGACAGCUCGCCACAGACGCACAGAACCCCAGCUGUAUGUACUCUGCUGCUGCCAAAUCAGAUGCGUCCUGCGGCCAGAAGAGAGGUCUCGGCCACCGCUACACCUCCUCCCACCCAGAGAACUGCUUCUACCCCCUGCCCUCCUCCAGCCAGCACCACUCUGACAGACACAACAUAGAUUAUCAUCAGCACCAUGCUGGCCAAAGACCCUCUCCUGCAAACGUUCAAGCCUCUACAACCAGCCUCCAGCUACAAGACCCACUUCCAGACAGCUCCAAGCCCAGACUGAUGCUCAUGGGCUGGGCGAAGGCGUGGCCGGGCCCGGGAGAGGCAGAUGCUGGAUUCUGGAGCUCUGGUGCUGCAGGGGAGGAGGUUGCAGUGCGUGAAAAUGCAAGCGGGGGCAGCAGUGAAGCCCAGGAGGACAGUACCCCCUCUGCCUAUGACAACCUGGACAGAGUGUCUUUACGUCAGAGGAUGGAGGAUGUCACUGGUGGACAUUUUGAGACCAGUGAUCCAGGAGGCCAUAUUGGAACUUGUGAAGGGCAGGAGGCUUGGCAGAUAAGGAACUCUUCCUCUUCAUGGUCCUCCUGUGACAUUCUCCCAUUGGAUGAGGGCAAUGAUGCUGCAGGGGCGGUUAGUCCUGACAUGUCACCAAAGAAACCUAAAAGGUUGCCUUCAAGUCAGGCAGCAGAGGAGGAAAACAGUGAUAAUGACGAUCAUGAAGAAAACAUCAAUGAUGAAGACGAAGACGAAGACGAAGAUGAAGAUGACGAUGACGGCAUCCACCACCCUAACUCCCCAGCCUCCUGUUCUGUACUCAGCAACAGCCCCCUCAGUACAGGCAGUUCAGAGGUGUUCCUCCCCUCUGGUCCUCCAGACAUCCAGGGACCUGAACUUCAGUCACAGCCCGGGGACUCUCACUCACUCCUGGCCGAACUGCAGCAGCAGAUGGCCCAGCAGAAGGCUGAGUACCAGGCCAGGAUACAGAGGUUGGAGCGCUGUAAUGACGUUCUCGAGCGGCAGGUUGCGGUCCUCCGGGUCAGUCUGGAACAGCAAAGGCGCAGCCAGAGUGUUGCUGAGAUCAAGAUCCGCAACAUGGAGCGAGCCAAGGCCAACGCCGACCGGCGAAACAACUCGCUGCAGAGGGAGAUGGAGCUGUUCUUCCAGAUGUACGGAGAGAUCAGGAGAAGAGGAGGACAUGAAGGAGGAAGAGAAGGUGGGAGUCUCUGAAGUUGGAUAGAAAGGGAAAGAGAGAAAAAUUGUUUGAAGUGUACGAAUAGGUUAGAGGAGGGUCUGAGCUUGAGCUCGACAGAAUAUUCAACUCUGAGUUGAACAUUAAGGUGAGACCAUGAAGACAUCAAAUCCUGAAGGAAAACAGGCAGGGCAAGAAAAUAAAUAAGUUACUGUCUGAUCCAGACGACAAUCUGAAGAAACCAGACGUUGAGAUGUUGGCUAGCUUCCUCACCUGUGCAGUGAAUGUCGGGGUGGGGUAGGGAGUGCUUUUGGAUUGGCUGACUCAUGGACACUCGUCAUGUCUCUAUGCAAACCAGCCUGAGUUUUCCAAAGAGGCCUGAGACAAGGUAUUAUUCAACAUGAGCCUUCGAGAAACCAAAUUCUAUCCGAAAUCAUUCCUGAACAACAAAGGUCCGGUUUGGAAGGUAGUCCAGACUGUAAGACUCUCAGGAUGUCAGAACUGCUCACAUUACAAGAUUUUUUUUGUCUCAGACUGUUGUUGUUGGCAUGGGGUUCAGGACCUACAUGACUGAUCUCAGAUAAGGUGCACUGACUACAAGAUUAUUUCAGCUGGUGAGAACUGUGACUGGAGUGCACGUCAGAUGUCAGAAUACCAGAGUGAGGCCAUGUUAUGUUGUUCUGGAGCGUCUGCUACCUCCUUCCUUCAGCUCAGACUGUUUUAAAUUCAUCUCCGAGAUACAAGAAGUGCGUCCUGUUUUUGGCUACAACACAAUCAAACAUGUUUGAUGUUUACUGUCUUUGCAUCUUGGAUUUUUCAAGAAAUAAAGGUCAAGAUGAAUCCUGGAACGGCUUGAAGUUUCAUGAUGGGAUUCCUUGCUCAGAAAAUUAUGUGGGACUGGAAAGUUGUGAAGUCUGCGUUGGGCUCUAGAGAACUGAAAUCUUCCUGGGAAGUCAGAGAGGUUAAGUUUUUGAGUUUCUACCAUCUAAAUGGAAGGGAAGAUUGAAGUCCACGUUGGAAAGACUUCUCAAUCCUUGUGUGUUGAAGACUGAAUCUUUUCAUCGAGUCAGGAGACACUACAAGGCUUUUUACCUCACAAUUGAUUUAACAGUUUCUACAUGAACUAAUCACUCAGAUAAUAUAGGAUGAUGAGGAUCACACUUUAUGUUCAGAGAAUCUGAAUGUUCAUGGUUUUUGACAAUUCAGCACCAAAGUCAUAGGGAAUUUCCGACUUCUGGCUGUGAACCUGUUGUCUUUGCUCUGAUAAAUGGAGGACUUGUUUGAAAAGAGAUCAAUCACCAUCAACCUGAUGCACAGAAUUGGUAUUCUGGGUGAUUUCCCACUGGCUUUUUUUUGCUACAAUAAUACAACACUGACUGGACAUUGUAGUGAAUGAACUGAAACUUCCCUCCAACUGAAGCAGGGCGAAGAUGUUUUUGUUUUCACAGUGUGAGUGCCAGACAUCACAAAGACUCAGUGUACAAUGGACCUCUGAAAGACACCCUGUGAUGUCCUGUUCACUCUGCAUGAAGACACUUUUCCAAUAAAAUACAAGAAAGAGAAAAACAACUUUAACUCUGUUUUCCACACAUAAUGUAAUCAGUAAAUCUUUUCAGUGUAUUAACAUGCAUGUGUCUGUGUGUGUGGCACUGGUUGGCUCUAAAAUUACGGAUCAUCUGCUUUAUUUGGUCAUAACUAAGGUCUGCUGGGCAACUCAGGAUGAGAAAUAUGAUUCAAAAUCAAAGUCUGUUGAAUGUGAUUGCUCUGGAUUUGGGGGAUAGGACCAACAGGAAGCUCACAAGCCAAUAUUGUCCAAUCACAGGCUGCCACAAAGACAUUAUUCAGCUUCAAUUGUUUGCACAGCUUCUCGUUUGUUUCCAAUAUACCUGAUUUUGUUCUUUAUUCCUGAAUGCCUGUUAUAAUGAAUCAACAAAAGUUAAGAACUGUUGGUGCUGGAUGUUAAACUGAGGCUCUCUAGAGGCUGAAAUAAUAACUGCAGAUCAACAGGGAAUAUUUAUACAACAAUAAACAGUUUAACUUGA
Lates calcarifer (barramundi perch) is the source of this 4455-nucleotide messenger RNA. Its product is annotated as rho GTPase-activating protein 24-like. NCBI's taxonomy places the organism in Eukaryota, Metazoa, Chordata, Actinopteri, Centropomidae. Gene Ontology annotation, molecular function: GTPase activator activity. Gene Ontology annotation, cellular component: focal adhesion. Bases 316 to 2451 code for a protein of 711 amino acids. The record is from RefSeq and is a predicted model, not a curated record. Gene Ontology annotation, biological process: negative regulation of ruffle assembly; signal transduction; negative regulation of Rac protein signal transduction. The transcript has 9 exons.